Phyllostomus hastatus (greater spear-nosed bat) is the source of this 6141-nucleotide messenger RNA. RefSeq names its product membrane associated ring-CH-type finger 1 (gene MARCHF1). Gene Ontology annotation, cellular component: cytoplasm; late endosome membrane; lysosome. The transcript is spliced from 11 exons. NCBI's taxonomy places the organism in Eukaryota, Metazoa, Chordata, Mammalia, Chiroptera, Phyllostomidae. Gene Ontology annotation, biological process: antigen processing and presentation of peptide antigen via MHC class II; immune response; protein polyubiquitination. The record is from RefSeq and is a predicted model, not a curated record. Gene Ontology annotation, molecular function: MHC protein binding; ubiquitin protein ligase activity; zinc ion binding. The coding region runs from base 499 to 2130 and encodes 543 amino acids.
GAGCGCUCUGCCUGCUAUUGACAAAGGAUGGGAGGAUGCCUGCGCCCGGGGAUGCUCUCCGUGCACAACCCGGAGGCCGCCUGAGCGACUUCGCCCUCCGCCGAAAACGGAAUGCGUUGAAAAGCAAAAUCAUGUCUUGAUGUUAGUGCCGCCUACCUAAAUUCCUUUCUUCUGAAAAUGUACCAAAGAAGAGUUCUGAGAGGAUAUGCUCAGUUGUCCUGCUGUGAUUAAAAAAGACACUGCUGUAUUUUAACUGAGCUUGGCAAAGCAAGGAUAUGAACAAUUGUGCAGGUGGGCUACUCAGGGCGAGUGAAGAGAUAAGGCAUCCAAUCAGGGACUGGCAACCUGCAGCCCUGCCAGUAUGCCCCUCCACCAGAUAUCCGUAAUCCCCGCACGGGAGACCGCCAGCAAUGGGCGAAGUUCCAUGGGCAGAAACAAAGAGAAGAACAAGGAAGUCGAGAAUUUCAGAAAUUGAAAAGGGAUAAGAGGAAGGAGAAAAUGCUGGGCUGGUGUGAAGCGAUAGCCCGUAACCCUCACAGAAUUCCCAACAACACCCGAACACCUGAGAUCUCAGGGGAUUUGGCUGAUGCCUCACAAACCUCCACAUUGAAUGAAAAAUCCCCAGGACGAUCCGCAAGUCGAUCAAGUAAUAUUUCAAAAGCAAGCAGCCCAACCACAGGGACAGCUCCCAGGAGCCAGUCAAGGUUGUCUGUCUGUCCAUCCACUCAGGACAUCUGCAGAUCUGCCAUCUUGCAUGACAUGUCAGAAGAUGCAUUUGAACAAUGCACCCCUGUCAUGGUGCUGAGCCCUGCUAGGAAGGAGUCUGGUAAGAAAUCAGUAAAACAGAGGCCCAGGAGGAGGAAAAGGGCCUCUGAGAGAUAUGAGCAUGCAGAAGAACAAAUAAGAGGGAAAAGAAAUGAUUUGCACCUCCAGAUCUCAAGCCCCAGAUGGAGUGAGCUUUACACAGAUUCUUCAGAUUCAUCUUCCAUAGAUGAGAGUCAUUGGAUCCAGGCAAAAAGAAGAGCCCAAGAGAAAUUCCGACUGUCACGAAGAAGGAGAAAUAAUAAUAAAUCAUGUGGAAACUUGGAUGCGGCUUCUGCUCCUAAUGGAAUUUAUCUGGUAAAUUUGGGCUCCAAAGGUAAAAAGCAACAAGAGCUGACUGAAUGUGAGAGUGGCCCUUUAAAUCUCUGCAGGGGGAAAGGCACAUGGUACCAAGAGCACAGUCUUUCCCUGCCUAGGGGAUCCUUCAAGAUUAAGAGAUCCUCAAGGAACCAUGAAGAAAGCAAAGGCAGACACCACCACAGGGACCCACAGCUCUUGCAUAGUCUUAGGCUAAAUGACCCAAUCAACAAAAGAUUUUCAGAAACAGAUUCCACCACUGAAAUAUUAGCAGGAACAGAAGGCAGCAAGUAUGCGGAUGACGCAGGUUUCCAGGUGAAUGGCUGUCCUCAUAAACCUCCUGCCACCUACCGUGACGGGUCUGAACAUUUAAAAGUAUGCAGGAUCUGUCACUGUGAAGGAGACGAAGAGAGUCCCCUCAUCACACCCUGCCGCUGCACGGGCACCCUGCGCUUUGUCCACCAGUCCUGCCUCCACCAGUGGAUCAAGAGCUCGGACACGCGCUGCUGUGAGCUCUGCAAGUAUGACUUCAUCAUGGAGACCAAGCUCAAACCCCUCCGGAAGUGGGAGAAACUGCAGAUGACCACGAGCGAAAGGAGGAAAAUAUUCUGCUCUGUCACAUUCCACGUCAUUGCCAUCACCUGUGUGGUUUGGUCCCUGUACGUACUAAUCGAUCGGACCGCGGAGGAAAUCAAGCAAGGCAAUGAUAAUGGCGUCCUCGAAUGGCCAUUUUGGACGAAACUGGUUGUGGUGGCCAUCGGCUUCACAGGAGGUCUCGUCUUCAUGUACGUUCAGUGUAAAGCCUACAUCCAACUGUGGCGCAGGCUGAAGGCCUACAACCGAGUGAUCUUUGUGCAGAAUUGCCCGGACACUGCCAAAAAACAGGAGAAGAGCUGCUCGUGCGCCGUAAACACGGACCUCAAGGAUGCUGUGGUCGUGCCUGUGUUACAGACGGGUCCGAGCUCACUGCCCUCCGCAGAAGGCAGCCCCUCCGAAGUCAUCCCCGUGUGACGGGGCCUGGGGUGGGGGAGUCCCUUCGUGGAAGAGUAUCGUUCCAGCCCUCAGCCACUACAAAUGACAGCAGUGAUCCUGAAUUACUCGGUCUCCUUACUUCUCCCUCUUCUCCUACUGACUCAGUUUUCCUAACUUCGCUCAAAAAGGAGGAAAAGACACCAGAUGACCAGGAUCCCAUGAAGCAGAGUCUAAAGCGUGAAUGUGAAAAGUUGCUUGAAGAGGGAUUUCUAAAACAAUUAAAAACCGCCGGAGCAAGGCACACUCUUCAGUGACGUUCGUGGUCCGACUGCAGGGACACAGGAGCCUUCGCAGCAUCCGGGGGAAGGCUCUGAGUACAGACUUGAAUUGCGAUGUGUAUGUCUUCUAAGGCCUCCUAAUGUUAACUGUCUGAUCUGGAAGUAACAGUUGUGGUCGGCUUUAAGCUUGCAACUGUCCGCAUUAUUCCUGAGGCCCCUCAGAAGCACAGCUGGGGGAUGCAGCCUGUGCCAGUCACACUCUGACAGAUGGUAGAUUUUGAUGGCGACAGUGCAGGCCAGUUGUUUUGAGAGAUGCAUGAUUUUUAAAAAGAUGCAGUACACAUUUGAAGAUACUAAUACUUGGAAUUAUACUUAAAUCAUGAAUGAAAGAUUUUCAGAGAUUUCUGGGGGCUUAAUUGGCUCUGUUAAUUAAUAGAAGUUGAAAUCAACUAUCAGUUCCCAUAUUUUAUCUGGACCCUCUGAAACAGCAUUGUCUCUCAAAACUAUAUUGUAAGCUACAAACGCAGGUCAAAUAUGUAAAUUUUAAAUUUCCUAAUAGCUCCUUUAGAAAAUUUUAAAAUAAAAAGGUAAAAUUAAUUUUAAUAAUGUAUUUUAUUUAACACUAUAUAUUCAAGUUAUUUCGACAUGUCAUCAAUAUUAAAAAUUAUUGAGAUAGUUUACAUCUUUUCUUACGAACCAAGUCUCCAAAAUCCGAUCUGCAUUUGAUCCUUACAGCACAUCUCAGUUUGAGCUAAGCAGAUCGGCGGGCACAGCCCUACACUGAGGACAGAACCUCUGAUUCAUUCAACAGUUGGCUAUUUCAAAACAGCAGCUUAAUUCAUUCUCUUACUCAAAGUCUCACAAAUGUUAUAAUUUUACAAAGCACUCAAUCAAAUUCAACAGCCUGGUUGAAGUUAGGUAAAGUUGUUAAAAGAGUGAACAGAACACAAGUAGAGAAAGAUAAAGCAGUCUGCCUGCGGCAGUGUUCUGAAAUCACGUGUUUGCUACCAAGAAAUGCUUAGGAUAGGGAACAUAAUGGUUACCUAUUUUGUUAUGGUGAAAUGUGUAAGGCUUUUUUAAAAAAAAUCCACAUAAGGUGUUCACUUGACAGAUGAGCAGUUUAGCAUUUAAACUCUAUUUGUAAAAGUUGACAGUAUUUCCCUUGCUCAGCUGGGAAGCAAAAACAUUCAACAGAUUCUGUGAUAAGUAAUAAAUUGAGUUGUUUAGGUUUGACAGUUCAGUUGAUUACGGUGUUCUUUGCAUAUUCAUGUAAAACUGAAGCGUGAAUGAUACUGCGGUGAGCUAGAUUAACGAUUGUAGAUAUAGUGGCCCGUCAAAGAGAUGUUCUACAUUUUAAAAAGGUGACUUAUUUUUGUGAGCUGUCAUAUUUAUUAUCGUGAGAAGGCAGCCUUGAUGGCCAUGAGAGCCAAAGCCUGGGUGUGGCCGUGCAGCCAGCCGUCUGGGCACCGCAGCGAUGCAGUUGUGACUGUCCCUGGGCUGGUUCUUCCCAGACACGGUAGGAGGGGGGUGACAACCUUGCAGGGAGAACGAUGACGUGGGUAUCAGUGCCCACCCAGGGUCCAAAUAGUCCUGAUCCCCAGAAAUGAAGAAAAGGGAAACCAUGUCCACUCUGCGUGUGUGGCAUGUGUGUGUCCUCAUGUCUAUACAUGAGAAAAAUGUGUUCGGUCAGGGAACAAAAGGUUUAUGACUCAUCUUUCUUAAAACUUCUUGUACAGAUGGAUGUGGAAUAAAGGCCAGGGAUAAUGAAAUUGAGGUAGCUACAUUGGACCAAGAUUUCUGUACAAAUAAGGACAUGAGGGGUGUAAUAGAAAUUAUGAAACUUAAACUAAACUCUGGGGCCCAUUACCCAAGGGAUUAACCUUGAUUUAGUGUAACUGUUGAUUUUUCUGCUUUUUACUAAUCCAUUUUUCCUGUGGUUUAGCAGUGGCAAUAUGCUGUUUACAAAUAUUCCAGGGGGGAAAAUCCAGUCACCAGCCAACAAAGAAAUAAUUUCUCUUGUUUGCUCUGGAAGAAAAAGAAUUAUCACCACCAAAAAUAUCAUUUAAAUACUGUGCAAACCUAAGCAAGAUAGGUGGGUGCAGAACUCAUUUCACAGCGGGUAGAGGUCUGGCUCAAAUAAGGCCAAGUGUAUGAAGGGCUACCCUUAACACUAAGAAAACAUUUCUAAAAUGGAAAGUCAAGAUAAACAUUAUUGUAUGACUGUUAGAAGAUGGCAGGGUGUUUUAAAACCAAGCCUAAAUUCUCAAAAUUAAUUUGUACAGGUUUUAACUUUUUUUUAAAGGAGAAAAUAAUAUAGUGCUCUGGCAAGCCAAAAUCUACUGUAUUUUUCAGACUAUAAGAUGUACUUUUUUUUUACCACAUUUUUGCUUCAAUUUUUUUCUCCUAUUUUCCACCUCUAAAACCUAGGUACGUCUUAUGCUGAGACCCCCAGAAAAAUACGGUACAUUUUAUUCUGCUAUUCUUCUGACCUUUUUAAACCGUGAACUCCUGAAUGUAAAUCUUUUAAAAAGUUUUUCUGCAGUGGCUGUUUAUGGUUCCAUCUAAAUAACUAUGUGCACUUAAAACGUAAUGUUGAUCAUUUUCUUCUUAUGUUCCAUGUGGCAAUGGUACAUUAGUCUUGUCUGUAGAAAGAUUUGGCUUUUGUGGACUAGAUAUGCCCUUUGGAAAGAAAAUCUGCUCUCCAGAAUGAUUUUUUUUCAAGCAUGUUUCCCUGCUGAUAAAAGAAAAACAAAAUGGAAUGGAGACAAAGGACUGAAAUUGAAGAAUGGGUUUAUGGUUCUGUUAAAAACUUUGGCUUUUUCUAAUGAUGAAUCUGUAGUAUUACCAUACAUCACAAACAUUUAUGCUGUUAAUUUUUUUAAGAACUGUCACUUUUAUUGUUUAGGAUCAAAGUUUAAAUUGCAAAGGACUGAAAUUCAAGUAUCUUUGUCUUAUAAGUGAAGCCCAAAAGGCCAUGAAACUUAAAUACAAACACAAAACCAAAAUGAAAAAAAAAUCAAAACAAAAGGUGAUCCCAUCAGUCUGAGAUAUAGCAAUGGGAACACUGAGUGAAGAUUGGUGUAUGCCAAGAGUCCUUCAAAAUGCCCUGAGAUUAAAUCUCACUCUGAGCUGCUGUUACAUGUGGUUAUGGUUCCAGAGAGAUGGCCUCAUUGUUAAUUUGUUUUGCAGAAAAGGUCCUUGGGUGUCCCUCAAAUGGCCACUCUUGGGUUGGAAAAUUAGCUCAUCAGAGAGCAAUGACAUGGUUAUUGCACCUGUUUUGGGGAUCAGAUGGGUAAGAUCAUUCCAUCGGCCUGACACAGUUUACCUGUCCUUGCCUUGCCAAUGGAUACUUUGGGACAAAGUGGAGCUCUUAAAACUUACGAUUAUCAUUAUUGUAGUUGUUAUAUAAUAAUUGUGUAGGACUUACACUUUAAUUAAGAAAGAUGAAAACCUUUUUUCUUAAGUCAGCCCAAAGGUGCUAUUUUACAUAUCAAUGCAGUUGAAAGGGUGUCCUGUUAGUUUUUGGGCUGCGGUGUUCCAUCACAUCUGAAGAAAGCCCAUUUUGAAAUUGGAUCUUGCAUUAAAACAAACAAGAAAAAAAUUGUUUUAGCUGUGUGCAAUUUUUGAGAUUGAGCAUUUGUACUUUUUUGGUUUUACCUGAUUAUCUUGCAUUAACAAUUUACUGUUUUGUGGAUAAUGUGUACUAAGGCAAAUUAAGGAAAAGAAAAUAAUUAUCUGUGACAGACUUUGUAUAUUAAACAAGUGACUCAUA